AUUUCAAUUACAGGGCGAACCAGAUGAGAAGGAUGGAGGGAUGUUAAACUGGGCUGGUAAAAAUAUGAGGAUGUGUUUUAUGCCUCAGCAGCCACUACAUUAUAGUACUGUACAAUAUGUGACAAAUUUAUUUAUGGAAAGUCUAUUGUCUUGUUCAGCCAAUUUAUCAGCAGAAUCUAGAAUUAAAAUAUUUGGAAUCUGGUUUGCUAUCA
Messenger RNA from Funneliformis caledonium, 212 nucleotides. The record is from the annotation of a GenBank genome assembly. Lineage: Eukaryota; Fungi; Glomeromycota; Glomeromycetes; Glomerales; Glomeraceae.